This is a messenger RNA of Cuscuta campestris, 2880 nucleotides long. The record is from the annotation of a GenBank genome assembly. Lineage: Eukaryota; Viridiplantae; Streptophyta; Magnoliopsida; Solanales; Convolvulaceae.
GGAUCUUCUUUCUUUCUCCACACUAGGCGGUCCACUCUACUGCCCAGUUAGUGCGUCCGGCGUCCCCAUACCCAACAAUGUCAGACCUCGAGGCUCCCCUUCGCCCCAAGAGGAAGAAGGGUAUGGUGGACUUCCUUGUGCAGUUCAGAUGGAUUGUCGUUAUCUUUUUUGUCCUCCCAGUAUCCUUCAUGUACUACUUUGCCAUCUACCUCGGCGACGUGAAAUCGAACCUCAAAUCCUUCAAACGCCGCCAGAAGGAUCACGAGGAGAAUGUCAAGAAGGUCGUGAAGCGUCUGAAAGAAAGAAACGCGUCCAAGGACGGCCUUGUCUGCACGGCCCGAAAACCGUGGGUUGCUGUCGGAAUGCGGAACGUGGAUUACAAGCGGGCCCGCCAUUUCGAGGUCGAUCUAUCCUCGUUCCGGAACAUUCUAGACAUUGACACAGAGAAAAUGGUUGCCAAGGUUGAACCUUUGGUCAACAUGGGCCAGAUAAGUAGGGCCACGGUCCCAUUGAACGUGUCCCUUGCGGUUGUUGCGGAGCUGGAUGACCUUACGGUUGGAGGGCUGAUCAACGGCUACGGCAUAGAGGGUAGUUCACACUUGUACGGAUUGUUUUCUGACACUGUUGUAGCGUAUGAGAUCAUUCUAGCUGACGGGGAGGUUGUCAGGGCUACAAAGGACAAUGACUACUCUGACCUUUUCUAUGCCAUUCCUUGGUCUCAGGGUACCCUAGGGCUUCUCGUUUCGGCUGAGAUUAAGCUAAUACCGAUCAAGGAGUACAUGAAAGUGACCUACAAACCCGUGGUCGGUACCCUUAGGGAGAUCGCACAGGCAUACAUAGACUCAUUUGCACCUAGAGAUGGAGACCAAGACAACCCAGCUAAGGUUCCAGACUUCGUGGAAACCAUGAUAUACACUCCCAGAGAAGCUGUUUGCAUGACCGGUAGGUACGCAUCUAAAGAAGAGGCAAAACAGAAGGGGAAUAAGAUCAACAAUAUUGGUUGGUGGUUCAAGCCAUGGUUUUACCAGCACGCGCAGACGGCACUCAAGAAAGGGGAGUUUGUGGAAUACAUUCCGACCAGGGAAUAUUACCACAGGCACACAAGGUGUUUGUACUGGGAAGGCAAGCUCAUCCUCCCCUUUGCCGAUCAGUGGUGGUUUCGGUAUCUUCUUGGGUGGUUGAUGCCCCCCAAAGUUUCUCUACUGAAGGCUACUCAAGGAGAGGCCAUUAGGAACUUUUACCAUGACAAUCAUGUCAUCCAGGAUAUGCUUGUUCCUCUGUACAAGGUUGGAGAUGCUCUCGAGUGGGUUCAUCGCGAAAUGGAGGUAUACCCAAUUUGGCUAUGCCCACACAGGCUUUACAGGCUGCCAGUGAAAACCAUGGUGUACCCGGAACCAGGAUUUGAGCUGCACAGGAGGCAGGGAGACACGAGCUACGCUCAGAUGUACACAGAUGUUGGGGUGUACUACGCGCCUGGCUCUGUCCUCAGGGGGGAAAUCUUUGACGGGUCAUUGGCAGUUCGGCGAAUGGAGGAUUGGCUGAUUGAGAACCACGGGUUCCAGCCGCAGUACGCCGUGUCGGAGCUGUCAGAGAAGAGCUUCUGGAGGAUGUUUGAUGGCGGGCUCUACGAGCAUUGCAGGAGGAAGUAUAAAGCCAUAGUGUAGAAAUUUAAUAAGAGGGAAAAUAUUCUGUAUAUUCAACUGGCUUGUGCUUACAAAGGUCUAACCCCCUUUAUAUAAGAACAGAUCUUCUCGUGCUUCCUUCACCGCCACCGCCGUUCGUUCUCGUACUUCCCCCACCGCCACCGCCCCACGAUUCCCACUUUAGGUUUUACUCCGUAAUUCAUUUCUCUCCUUCACUUUGGUCAUCUGCACAAUCUCCCUCCUCCGCAGAAUUUGGCGAUUUUCCUCUUCAAUUUCUAGGUAAGAAAACACUAUUCGUGUUAUUUCCUACUCUCAUCAAGCUCUGCUUCGACUUCCUUGUCCCUAUAGAUUCAAUGGAAAUUGGAUCUUCAUCAAGCCAAUGAGUCACUGAGGCGGCGUGAAAAAAUAAACUUCAGACGUCAGCUUAGAUAUCGUGAAUUACGUGGUCGAGCAAAAAACAUCGCUUCCGCGACUACUCAACACUGCCCUACUAAUGAAGGAAAUGUUCAAAUGCUGACACAAUAAAGCAUGCCUUAGAAACAAAACAAUUUCAAGAUCCUUUGUCUGUUUUCGUAAGUCCAGAAGAUAUUGACAAGACAAGCACAUCGGACAUCAUGGACACACCGAAUCAGCAGCUGCAAUCGGAAAGUACACUUUAGAGAAGGGAUUACUUAUAAAUGCAUGCAGUGUGGGGAUAAAGAGGCAACAACUGCAAACAGGUUUAGGGCUGUAGAUGAAACAAGUGAUGGCAGUGGUACUCUACAGGUCACCCUCUUCACCAAGGAACUCCAAAAAAUAUUAAAGACACUAGAAUGGAAUACACUGCUGGAGGCAAUCAAUUCUCUAAAUCUGAACAAAUCCCUCCAAACACUCACAGUUAUCGCUGCCAUCAAACCAACAUCAAGCACUUACGAAAGACAAACAUCAAACAUCUACUCACUACUGAGCCUCUAUAGCCUCUCUCAAAAGCAAACAAGCACUCCAACUUUAAAGAGAAAGCUGAAGGUUGAAGAGGACAGCCACAAAAAGAAAACUUAAACCAUGUUUCAAGAACUUAGAUACUUUUUUUGACUUAAAUGUGUAUUCCUACCCCUCUUGUAACAUAUAUGUAUCCCAACAAGGUAGGAAUCCUCCACAUUUCAUAAAUGAAGUGCAUGUGAGCACUUCAAAUUUUGUAAAACAGUUCCUAUGUUAGAACUUAUACAUUUGCAACAUAUCAUAAAUGAAGUGUAGGUGA